GAAGCGAGCAAGGCGAGCGCCAGUCAGGACCGCGCCUCCAUUGCGAACGGCGCCUCGCCCGCCAUUUUGUAAAAUUGUGUACGUUGAAGUAAUUACAAUGCCGAAGAUAAAUCGUACGUACUGCGCUGUCUACGGCUGCCUUAGCAACAAUAUCAAGAAUCCGGAUUUUUCGUUCUUUUCGAUCCCUUCUAAAUACGAAAUACGAUUACGCUGGCUUCAAGUAAUGGCCCGCAUGGACCUGAUAGGCAGCUAUCGCUACCACCGAGUGUGUGAAGAGCAUUUCCAGCCGGAGGACAUCUUGCUGAAGUCCACUAGACGGUUGCUGAAGAAGAACGUUAUGCCGACUUUGAAGCUGCCUGUUACCUCUGCCGUUGCCCAAACGCCUGCAGAAGAAACAGUAGAAAUCAAGCAUGAAAUAGAAGAUUCCUUCUCAGAACACGAAGAUGAUAUACUGGAGGCCCUGGAAAACAGAAAACGACAGAACGAGUCUGAUCCUUUAGGUGAACCCAGUAAGAAAAUUAAAGAAGAAAAUCCAGACCCCGAAGAACUUAAUUUAGAUGAUUCUCCAAAAUCUGUGUUUAGUGAGAUGAUAGAAGAAAUGCAGAAAACAAGGUGUUUUGUUUCACAACAGGACGAAGAUGAAAUGGAAACUACACCACCUGAAAUGACAACAGUGCAGUCAAUAACAGAAGCCAGCCAGAAAUUUAAUUUUAAACCGAAGCAUAAUGUAAUACCUGAUAUUCCUUCAGUAUCAAAACUUAAAGAAUUGAAUACACCACCUGAAAUAACAGUAGUGCAGCCAAUAACAGAAGCCAGCCAGAAAUUUAAUUUUAAAUCUAAGCCUAUUCUAUUACCUGAUAUUCCUCCAGGAUCAAAACUUAAAGAAUUGUUGACUGUAGACGUGAAAAAUAACAAGCAAGAAAAAGAGGUAUUUCCUAAGGAUUUCAUGAAGUCUGUGCUGAGUUCUCAGGAGGAGAUCCUGACGAUAUUGAAGAGCCAGGUGCUGCUAGAGAACCCUGAUCCCGAUUUGCUGACGUUUCUCAGGUUAGUAGGAAUGAAGCUUUCUCGACUCUUUCCGAUUGAAAGGAGAGAGAUGCAGAAUCAGAUUAUUAAUAUUUUAAAUAAAAAAUAAUAUAUAGUGUUCAUUACUGACUUAUAAAUCUGACGUUUGACAAUGAUUAAUGUCAAAAAAAAUUAUACUUAUUAAAAUUGGAUUUGUUGUCUUUCGUAUUAAGAAUUCCUUGUAAUUUAAAAUAAAACAAUAUAUAAGUAGCAA
Cydia pomonella (codling moth) is the source of this 1276-nucleotide messenger RNA. RefSeq lists its product as uncharacterized. The record is from RefSeq and is a predicted model, not a curated record. The transcript has 3 exons. Bases 98 to 1132 code for a protein of 344 amino acids. NCBI's taxonomy places the organism in Eukaryota, Metazoa, Arthropoda, Insecta, Lepidoptera, Tortricidae. Gene Ontology annotation, molecular function: sequence-specific DNA binding.